CUUUUAGCACCCAAGCACAAUCUCCUGCUUUGACGGGUUAACUUAAAGUCAAAGGUCGACACCACACUGACAAAGAACCAAGCUCUGGUUUCUGCAUCAAAUCUCUGUUUUAAAUAUUUUGGUUAAAAAAUGCGGAAACGGCCUCAAAGUUCAUCAAUUUCGGCUGACACAUCAGCCAGCCAAUCAAGUGAUACCCCAAAAACUGAUGAGGAAGCCAAAUUUAAUAACAAUGUUCAGAUAAAAAGUGCAAGGAGGUCAGGAUUCGUGUGGCUGACAUUGUUUGUGGUGAUUGUGUACUCCUCUUGGGCUGUUUACUAUUACCAGUUUGAGAGUUUGCCUGUGCCUCUUACUGCUGUGCAAGCAGGCAAAAGGGGUUUCUCAGAGGUGGAGGCAACGAAGCAUAUUAAGGCAUUGACUGAAUUGGGCCCACAUCCAGUUGGUUCUGAUGCUCUUGAUCAUGCUCUGCAGUAUGUUUUGGCAGCAUCAGAGACAAUUAAGAAAACAGCUCACUGGGAGGUUGAUGUUGAAGUGGACUUCUUCCAUGUUAAUUCUGGUGUAAUUCGUCAGCUCAGCGGCAUGUUUGUGGGGAGAACGGUUGUCUAUUCUGAUCUAAAUCACAUCAUAUUAAGAAUCUUACCAAAAUAUGUACCUGAAGCAAGAGAAAAUGCUAUUUUGGUUUCUUCCCACAUUGACACUGUUUACUCAACGGAAGGGGCUGGUGAUUGCAGCUCCUGUGUUGCCGUUAUGUUGGAACUUGCUCGGGGGAUUUCUCAGUGGGCUCAUGGAUUUAAGAAUGCUGUGAUAUUUUUGUUUAAUACUGGAGAGGAGGAGGGUCUAACUGGUGCUCAUGGCUUUAUAACACAGCAUCCUUGGAGUUCAUCCAUUCGUAUGGCUAUUGAUUUGGAGGCCAUGGGUAUUGGAGGGAAGUCCAGCAUUUUCCAGGCUGGUCCUCAUCCAUUGGCUGUUGAGAACUUUGCUGCAGUGGCGAAAUACCCAUCUGGUGUAAUCAUAGCUCAGGAUCUUUUUUCUUCUGGAGCCAUAAAAUCUGCAACAGAUUUCCAAGUGUACAAAGAGGUUGCUGGUCUUUCAGGGCUUGACUUUGUUUACACAGACAAUGGUGCAGUAUAUCACACUAAGAAUGACAAGUUGGAGCUAUUGAAAUCAGGAUCACUUCAGCAUCUUGGAGAAAAUAUGCUUUCUUUCCUGCUUCAGAUUGCAUCAUCCUCUCAUCUUCUAAAAGUCAAAACUAUGGAUGGUGGCAGAAAAUCUAACCACAACACUGCCGUAUUUUUUGAUAUUUUGGGGCAAUAUAUGGUUGUCUACCACCAGCGUUUUGCAAACAUGCUUCAAUUUUCGGUGAUAGUGCAAUCUCUUCUGAUAUGGACUACAUCUUUGCUUAUGGGUGGUUACACAGCUGUGGUUUCAUUUUUCUUUUCAUGUUUGAGUAUUAUCCUCAUGUGGAUAUUUUCAAUAAGUUUCUCUGCUCUUGUCGCGUUGAUUCUACCCCUUAUAUCUUCAUCACCAGUGCCAUAUAUUGCAAGCCCAUGGUUGAUGGUUGGGUUGUUUGCUGCACCUGCUUUUCUUGGGGCUCUAACUGGUCAACAUUUGGGGUAUCUUGUUUUGCAAAGAUAUAUAUCAAAUAUAUAUGCCAAGAGAAAACAGCUGUCACCUGUUAUUCAAGCUGAUCUGAUCAAGUUAGAGACUGAAAGAUGGCUCUUUAAAGCUGGUUUUGUGCAGUGGCUUGUUCUUUUGAUUAUAGGAACUUACUAUAAAAUUGGAUCAUCAUACGUUGCCCUUGUUUGGCUAGUUCCGCCAGCAUUUGCAUAUGGCUUGUUGGAAGCAACGUUAACCCCAGUUCGGUUACCAAGGCCUCUCAAACUUGCAACUCUAUUGAUCGGCUUGGCCAUUCCGAUUUUAGUUUCAGCUGGCUUAUUCAUUAGAUUUGCUAAUGUAAUCGUUGGACUUAUUGUACGAUUUGACAGAAAUCCAGGCGAUACUCCUGAGUGGCUGGCGAGUGUGAUACUUUCCAUUUUUAUUGCUGUUGUUAUAUGCCUAACUCUGGUGUAUCUCCUUUCAUAUAUUCAUCUUUCAGGUGCAAAAACAUCUGUUGUCCUUUCAACUUGUAUUCUGUUUGUUCUCUCACUUGCUGUGGUGUUUUCUGGUAUCAUUCCACCAUUCACUGAGGACUUUGCCAGAGCUGUGAAUGUGGUGCAUGUUGUGGAUACAACAGGAAGAUUUGGUGAAAAGCCUAUCUCAUUUGUUUCUCUAUCUUCCAUAACUCCUGGAAAGUUGACUAAGGAAAUUGAUCAAGUUAGAGAGGGCUUUGUAUGUGGCAGACACAAGGUUAUUGAUUUUGUCACUUUUUCAGUCAAAUAUGGCUGUUUGACAUUUGAUGAAACUGAAGGGGGCUGGAAUGAGUCAGAUAUUCCCACGCUAGAUGUUGUCUAUGAUACAAAUAAUGGAGUUAGGAGAAUCACAAGAGUUGCAAUUGAUACUAAGAGGUCCAUACGCUGGUUUCUUGCAAUCAAUACUGAGGAAAUUGAUGACUUCAUGUUUAAAGCGGAUUCAAUGGAGGUAAUCCCAGCGGAUGGUAAGAGCAGCAAAGAUGGAUGGCAUAUUAUUCAAGUUUCAGGAGGCAUAAAUGCACCAACAAGGUUUGGUCUGACUCUCUUCUGGGUGAAAAAGACCGAACAGAAGGCACACAACAUGCCGGGACAGGAAGCGGAACAGCGUCCACUCUUAAAGCUCAGAACCGAUCUUAAUGAAUUAACCCCAAAAGCUGAAAGAGUCCUUAAGAAGCUUCCGGCAUGGUGUUCCUUGUUUGGGAAGUCCACUUCUCCACACACUUUAUCUUUUCUGAGCAGUCUUCCUGUUAAUUUCCAGACCCCUGAAACACCCCUCGGGACCCUACUGAAAAAUUAUGGACCCCUUGACUCGUAAUGAGAACAGUGGUACUGGUAUUCUUGUGUAAUUGCAUAGGAUGGUUUACUGGGGACAGGGUGCAAUCUUCUAUUUUUCUUGCUUCUGUAAAUACAGAAUUAGAUUGUCCUUCAUCACUUACCAAUUUCUUAUAAUAAAAAGUUGUUAGUACCAUUGGUGCUUUGGCACAA
Molecule: messenger RNA, 3110 nt
Organism: Theobroma umbraticum
Lineage: Eukaryota; Viridiplantae; Streptophyta; Magnoliopsida; Malvales; Malvaceae
Product: Zn-dependent exopeptidases superfamily protein
Biological process (GO): proteolysis
Molecular function (GO): metalloexopeptidase activity
Source: RefSeq, a predicted model, not a curated record